CGAAGAAGAACCAGUUCUGUUUGGAUUGUUUUGAGUUCCUCCUGGGAGUUCCGGUGUUCAGGAUGCUGCUGGUUUUAACCGAGGAGCAGAAAGACCACCUCCACUUCCUCCAGACCGUCGAACCCUCCGUGGUUGAGGAGUUCGGCCGUAUCGCCUUGGAGUUCUUACGCAGAGGAACCAGUCCGAAGACCUAUGAGGGGGCAGCAAGGAAGCUGUGUGUUCCUGUGGAAACGGUCCAGCGUGGAGUGGAGGGUCUGGUGUUCCUGCUGAUGGAGAGCUCCAAACAUGUGAUCUCUGAUGUGGACUUUCUGGACUCGGUCCUGGUUCUGGGACUUAGCGAGGAGCUCAACCGCUUCCUGCUGCAGCUGUACCGGGACCACCACAGCCAGAUCCGGACCAUCCUGAACCAGCUGGUCUGCAGUCAGCCCGCCUACCAGAACCUGGAGUGGAGACUGGACGUUCAGCUGGCGAGUCGUUCGCUCCGUCAGCAGGUCGUUCCCACGGUGACGACCCGGCUGCUCCUGAGCGACAGCAGCAGCUGGGUCCUGCAGGUGGACCCCAGAACCCUGCUGCACCUCAUCUCCAGCCUGGAAGCUGCAUUAGCUGCAGUGAAGAGCAGCCACACCCGACGCAUCCUGAGGAACAUCAAGUAACUGUGUGUGGAGCCCGAUCUGGACCAGGUGGUCCUCCUGUGGUCCUCGGACCUCCUGUGGUCCAACAGGUUGGUGCUGCCUGGUCAGCAUCGCUGCAGAGCAGAACCUUCUGAUCCGAUUUAGCUUCUUACUAAUGACACCGGUCAUGAUGAACGGGCCCAGCUGCAUUUCUGAAUGAAGUAUAAAAUACCAGCAGUUUGUACUUCUACACACUGAUCAUUAUAUUUGUGUAUUUCUUUGGCUGUUGUCCCUCUGUUCUGGAGCAACGUCACAACCAGUGGUCACAACGGACCACCAGAACUCUGAAAGUAAAGGUUUCAUGAAAAAUUCUAACUACAUUUUUGUUUAAAUCUAAUUUCUAAUAAAGGCUAAUUUCUGGCUUAA
Messenger RNA from Austrofundulus limnaeus, 1037 nucleotides. It is a transcript of the gene commd2, whose product is annotated as COMM domain containing 2. Lineage: Eukaryota; Metazoa; Chordata; Actinopteri; Cyprinodontiformes; Rivulidae. The record is from RefSeq and is a predicted model, not a curated record. The transcript has 6 exons. Bases 63 to 653 code for a protein of 196 amino acids.